Hymenoscyphus albidus is the source of this 1115-nucleotide messenger RNA. The record is from the annotation of a GenBank genome assembly. NCBI's taxonomy places the organism in Eukaryota, Fungi, Ascomycota, Leotiomycetes, Helotiales, Helotiaceae.
AGCACAGGCACCUAUGAAACUACCAAUACUUCCACCCAAACUUGCAUUUCCACCCCGCAACCGCCAUGAACGUACGUACCCAACACACAGAACUAUCUCUUGCGUACACUAACAAGCCUCGCAGAUCGUUGAAUGGGCUUUUGGAAAGCGCAUGACGCCAGCAGAGCGUCUGCGCAAACACCAGCGAUCACUGGAGAAGACGCAGCGGGAGUUGGAUCGCGAGCGCGUCAAGCUCGAGAACCAGGAAAAGAAAUUGAUUCAGGAUAUCAAGAAGAGCGCGAAGAAUGGCCAGAUGGGAGCCUGCAAGAUCCAGGCCAAGGAUCUGGUCAGAACGCGGAGAUAUAUUGAGAAGUUCUAUUCCAUGAGGACUCAAUUACAGGCCAUUUCGUUGCGCAUACAGGUUAGUUUGCCCUCGAUGGUUGCGUUAUGCGGGAACAUUGGGACCGCAGACUAACAACUGUAUCGAUCAGACGGUUAGAACGAAUGAGCAGAUGAUGCAGGCCAUGAAGGGCGCAACUGGAGUGUUGGGAAGCAUGAACCGCAACAUGAACCUUCCUGCCUUGCAGAGGAUAGCGAUGGAAUUCGAAAAGGAGAAUGACAUUAUGGACCAAAGACAAGAGAUGAUGGACGAUGCCAUUGACGAUGUUACUGGGCUGGAGGACGAGGAAGAGGGUGAUGAGAUUGUAGACCAGGUGCUGGAGGAAAUCGGGGUUGACUUGAAGAAUGCUGUAAGUUGGAGGCUACAUUGCUGGUCCACCACCGCACUAAUUUAUCUUGUAGAUGGGCGAAACCCCACAAGGACUUCAAAGCACCACUGUACCCGAGGGACGAGUGGCACAAGCUAUUGGAGGACCCAGUGGUGGGGGUGGAGAUCCUGGCGAUAACGACCUCCAAGCUAGACUUGAUAGUCUCCGGAGAUGAGAAUUCCUUUUGUGACAUACAGUUUGACUUACAGUUCUGGCGGCGUUCACCUCGAUACAGAGAAGCGGAGUUAUGGCGAUUUGAUGCGAAUGUUAUUUUGGGGUUUCCACGGCCUUAUGUGGCAUAAUGAAUUAUCAUGUGCAGGUGCUUUUUGGGUUGCCAUUUCCUUGUGCAUCGUAUCUGCGUCUGCGUAG